CCAAAACCCUUGUUUCUGUGGGAAGAUGAAGGCCAGCUUCCUUCUCUUUGUGGUCUGUUUGGGAGCCCUUACUGUUUGUAAUGCAGGUGAUCUGCGGGAGCAUUUCUACGAGAAGAGCUGUCCUCUUGCUGAGGAUAUCGUGAAGAAGAUCACGCAGCAGCGCGUCGCUGCCAACUCGGCAUUGCCGGCGAAGCUCUUGAGGCUGCAUUUCCAUGAUUGCUUUGUUAGGGGUUGCGAUGGUUCGGUGUUACUGAAUUGUACGGCCAAUAACAAAGCUGAGAAGGACGCAAUUCCCAACCUUACAUUGGCGGGUUUUGAUGUGAUUGAUGAAAUAAAGACCAAGUUGGAGGAGACAUGCCCUGAAGUCGUUUCAUGCGCAGAUAUUGUGGCUUUGAGUGCUAGGGAUUCCGUUUCCUUUCAUUUCAACAGACCCAUGUGGAAAGUGUUGACCGGUAGAAGAGAUGGAAAUGUGUCACAUGCAUCGGAGGUCCUCGUCAACAUACCUGCUCCUUUCUCCAACUUCACCACACUCAAGCAAAACUUCGCCAACAAAGGUCUCGACGUCCAUGAUCUCGUGGUCCUGUCAGGUGCACAUACAAUUGGAGUGGGCCACUGCAGUGUCUUCAGCAACAGGCUCUACAACUUCACAGGGAAAGGAGAUGCAGACCCUUCUCUCAACUCAACCUAUGCAGCUUUCUUGAGAACCAAAUGCAAGAGCCUAUCAGACACUACAACCACUGUAGAAAUGGAUCCUCACAGCUCCCUCUCUUUCGACAGCCAUUACUAUGUGAUCUUGAAGCAAAACAAAGGUCUAUUCCAAUCCGACGCUGCGCUCUUGACGAACGAAGGUGCAGCCAAGACUGUUGAUGAGCUGACCAACUUGACUGAUUUCUUCACUGAGUUCUCACACUCUAUGGAGAGAAUGGGAGCGAUUGGAGUCCUCACGGACCACUCGGGAGAGAUUAGGAAGAAAUGUAGCAUUGUUAACUCGUCGUAAGAGCAAUUUGGAGGGUAGGGCCCACAUACUGAGACGGUCCCAUGAUUUUAACCAUUGAUUUUCUUGGUACUGCAAUAAUUAACCUGUGGUUCAAUAAAUACUCUUGAGUGAUGAUCUUGGCCUUUGAUUUUUGGAGUUGAAUGUGUGCUCAUUUUCUUGUUACCACCAUAGAUAA
Molecule: messenger RNA, 1172 nt
Organism: Magnolia sinica
Lineage: Eukaryota; Viridiplantae; Streptophyta; Magnoliopsida; Magnoliales; Magnoliaceae
Product: peroxidase 39-like
Exons: 4
Coding region: 26-997 (323 amino acids)
Biological process (GO): hydrogen peroxide catabolic process; response to oxidative stress
Cellular component (GO): plasmodesma; plant-type cell wall
Molecular function (GO): heme binding; peroxidase activity
Source: RefSeq, a predicted model, not a curated record